Molecule: messenger RNA, 4213 nt
Organism: Rubroshorea leprosula
Lineage: Eukaryota; Viridiplantae; Streptophyta; Magnoliopsida; Malvales; Dipterocarpaceae
Source: the annotation of a GenBank genome assembly
AAAUCGCAAUCCUUGACACUCUACGUUGGUUCUUCUUUGCAUCGCCUCCCUUCACACCUACCUUAAUCUCGUAACAACCUCCCUGAAUCCUCGAUAUUCCCCCCUUUCCGGUUCCAGGUAACAUUUUGCAAAGUUUAAAGUGUCUUCGGAAUUUUGGCCCCUUCACAUGGAGAAACAAGGAGGUGCUGCUGCUGGUUUCAUUGACAUAGACAAGACAGUAGAGACAUUGGAACCUGAGGCGGACAACAGUGGUGGGUUAUAUGUUCCUAAGGAUAAACCCAGAUAUAUUGCUCCGCAGAAGAAAUCUCUUCUAGGUUUAGAUGUCCGUGCUAAUGAAAAGAGGGAAGGUUCUAAGGUUGAUGGUGGAUUCAAGGUCCCACGAGAAAGAGUUGCAUCCAUUGCAGCAUCUAUGGAUGAGGAUGAAAAGAUUGAUUCUUCUGGAAUUGAUGAGGCAAGGAGGGAUGCUAGAAAUGGCAUGCGUAGUCAUGCUAGCAGGCAGUACCGUGAAAAGCCAGCAAGUGUGGAAACAUUUUCAGAGAUUUCUGUUGCUGAAAUUCGAGGUGGUGAUGCAUUCAGAAGUCAUCACUCAAGUAUAGAUGUUGGUUCAGAUGUUCAUACUUCUUCUGAUCGGAGUUCUCGUAGGCAUGAGAGGCAGAGAGGUGGUCAUAAUACUGAAAGAGCAGAUUUCAGGGAUGGUAGACGUGAAGAAAAAGAUGUGAGAGAGAGAUCUGAUUAUGGAAGGGAAGCACGUAGGGAAUAUGGGGAGGAACGUAGUGGAGAAUAUGGAAAGAAGCGGAGUAGACAUGAUGUCAACAGGACACCUGGCAGAUCUGAUUGGGAUGAUGGAAGAUGGGAAUGGGAAGAAACACCACGGCGAGGAAGUUAUUCAAGCUCUAGUAGGCGCUAUCAACCUUCUCCAUCCCCAAUGUUUGUUGGGGCCUCACCUGAUGCUAGAUUGGUUUCCCCAUGGACUGGCGACCACACCUCUCGUUCCACUAUCUCUGCUGCUUCCCCAUGGGACUACACCUCUCCCUCUCCUGUUCCCAUUCGCGCCUCUGGAGCAUCAGUCAGAUCAUCAAGUUCUAGAACUGGUCGCAUGCCUCAUCAUCUUACCUUUACGAAGGAAAAUUCCAGAUCAUUCAAGGAUGGAGAAGCUGAUAACACUCAUCCAGCUGAAGAACACAAUCAUGAGAUUACUGAAAGCAUGCGCCUAGAGAUGGAAUAUAAUGCUGACCGUGCAUGGUAUGAUCGAGAAGAAGGAAGUACCAUGUUUGAUGGUGAUAGCUCAUCAAUUUUCCUUGGUGAUGAAGCUUCUUUUCAAAAGAAGGAGGCAGAGAUGGCCAAAAGACUGGUUCGAAGGGAUGGAACUAGAAUGUCACUUGCUCAGAGCAAAAAGUUAUCUCAGCGAACAGCUGAUAAUGCUCAGUGGGAAGAUAGACAACUUUUAAGAUCUGGAGCUGUAAGAGGUACUGAGGUAGAAACUGAGUUUGAUACUGAGGAGGAGCGCAAGGUUAUUCUACUUGUACAUGAUACAAAACCUCCUUUCUUGGAUGGAAGAGUUGUUUUUACCAAACAAGCUGAGCCAAUAAUGCCUAUAAAAGAUCCUACAUCAGACAUGGCUAUAAUUUCACGCAAAGGAUCUACCCUGGUUAGGGAAAUUCAUGAGAAACAAAGUAUGAAUAAAUCACGCCAACGUUUUUGGGAGCUUGCAGGCUCAAAGCUUGGUGAUAUCCUUGGUGUUGAAAAAACAGCAGAACAGAUUGAUGCAGACACAGCUAACGUAGGUGAAGAUGGUGAAGUUGAUUUCAAGGAAGACGCAAAAUUUGCACAGCAUAUGAAGAAGGGAGAAGCUGUAAGUGAAUUUGCAACAUCCAAAACCAUAGCAGAACAACGACAGUACCUGCCCAUAUACUCUGUGCGAGAUGAUUUACUGCAGGUAAUUCGAGAAAAUCAAGUAAUAGUUGUUGUAGGAGAAACUGGUUCUGGAAAAACAACUCAACUUACACAGUAUCUUCAUGAAGAUGGGUACACUAAGAAUGGUAUAGUUGGUUGUACCCAACCUAGGCGUGUGGCAGCCAUGAGUGUUGCAAAAAGAGUUAGCGAAGAGAUGGAAACGGAGUUAGGUGAUAAAAUUGGUUAUGCAAUUCGCUUUGAAGAUGUAACUGGGCCAAACACCAUAAUUAAGUACAUGACUGAUGGAGUUCUUCUACGUGAAACAUUGAAAGAUUCAGAUCUUGACAAGUAUCGUGUCAUUGUCAUGGAUGAGGCACAUGAGAGAUCUCUGAGCACAGAUGUACUGUUUGGAAUACUAAAGAAAGUGGUUGCACAGCGUCGUGAUUUUAAGCUCAUUGUGACAUCUGCAACUCUAAAUGCACAGAAAUUUUCGAAUUUCUUUGGAAGUGUCCCUAUCUUCCACAUCCCUGGGAGGACAUUUCCAGUCAAUAUAUUGUAUAGUAAGACCCCGUGUGAGGACUACGUUGAAGCUGCAGUGAAGCAAGCCAUGACAAUUCAUAUCACUAGUCCGCCAGGUGACAUACUUAUCUUCAUGACUGGUCAGGAUGAGAUUGAAGCUGCCUGUUAUGCCCUUGCAGAAAGAAUGGAACAGCUCAUCUCCUCCACCAAGAAGGCAGUUCCUAAACUUCUAAUUCUUCCGAUAUACUCCCAGUUGCCUGCUGACUUGCAAGCAAAGAUAUUUCAGAAGGCUGAAGAUGGAGCUCGCAAAUGUAUUGUUGCCACCAACAUUGCUGAGACAUCUUUGACUGUGGAUGGUAUCUUUUACGUUAUUGACACAGGUUAUGGUAAAAUGAAAGUUUACAACCCUAGGAUGGGUAUGGAUGCUCUUCAAGUUUUCCCUGUCAGUCGUGCUGCUGCUGACCAGCGUGCGGGACGAGCUGGUAGAACUGGGCCUGGUACAUGUUAUAGGCUUUAUACUGAGAAUGCAUACUUAAAUGAAAUGCUGCCUAGUCCUGUGCCUGAGAUUCAGAGAACUAACCUUGGCAAUGUGGUGCUGUUGCUCAAGUCACUUAAAAUAGAUAACUUGCUAGAUUUUGAUUUCAUGGAUCCACCUCCACAAGAGAACAUCCUUAAUUCUAUGUACCAGUUAUGGGUCUUGGGUGCACUUAAUAAUGUUGGAGGCCUAACUGACAUUGGCUGGAAAAUGGUGGAGUUUCCAUUGGAUCCCCCCCUUGCUAAGAUGCUCCUGAUGGGUGAACAGCUAGGAUGCUUAGAUGAGGUUUUGACAAUUGUUUCAAUGCUUUCAGUGCCAUCAGUUUUUUUCCGGCCAAAGGAUAGGGCAGAGGAGAGUGAUUUGGCAAGGGAAAAAUUUUUUGUGCCAGAAUCUGAUCACUUGACACUGCUUAAUGUUUACCAGCAAUGGAAAUCAAACCAGUAUCGGGGAGAUUGGUGUAAUGAUCAUUUUUUGCAUGUUAAAGGUUUAAGGAAGGCCAGAGAAGUGAGAUCUCAGUUGCUAGAUAUUCUAAAGACUCUGAAAAUCCCUCUUACUUCUUGUGGACUAAAUUGGGACAUUAUCCGAAAAGCAAUCUGCUCUGCAUACUUUCACAAUGCUGCAAGAUUGAAGGGUGUAGGAGAGUAUGUGAAUGCCAGGAAUGGAAUGCCUUGCCAUUUGCAUCCCAGCAGCGCCCUAUAUGGCUUGGGUGAUACACCGGAGUACGUGGUUUAUCAUGAAUUGAUUUUGACUACAAAGGAGUACAUGCAGUGUGUGACAGCAGUGGAGCCACAAUGGUUGGCCGAAUUGGGACCCAUGUUCUUCUCUGUGAAGGAGUCAGAUACAUCAUUGUUGGAGCAUAAGAAAAAGCAGAAGGAAGAGAAAACUGCAAUGGAGGAGGAGAUGGAAAAUUUGAGGAAGGAGCAAGUUGAGGCAGAGAAAGAAAACAAGAAGAGGGAAAGAGAGAAGAGGGAAAAGCAGCAGCAACAAGUUUCAAUGCCAGGAUUGAGAAAGGGUGUUUCCACCUAUUUGAGACCAAAGAAACUCGGGUUGUAAAUUUAGUCACCCUCUUAAUUCUGUUCAGGUUCCUAGUUUUACUUCUCAACAUCCAAAUAGUGAUGAUUGAAGUCUUGAUAGUAUGUAUACAAGAUGCGAGAAGAAAUUGGAUUGCAAGCAUUUAUUUGAGCAAGGCUUCGUUUGGGUGUCGGCGUUUCUUCACACGACACUUAAUUUAAAAUUGUAAAAUUAUUAUAAAAAAUUAAUUUCAAC